CUCCCGGCUGCAGCUGCACAGGCCGCCAUGGGGCUGGGAAUACUGCUUCUGCUGCUACUCUGGCCUGGGGGCACCCAGGGCUCCAAGUUGGACCCCAACGGGCAGCAUGUCUGCAUGACCAAAAGCACCUCUGCUGAGCUCCAGUGCUGCCCAGGCUGGAGGCAGAAAGAUCAAGAAUGCACCAUCCCCAUCUGUGAGGGCCUGGAUGCCUGCCGAAAAGAUGAGAUAUGUGUGAAACCAGGCCUCUGUCGGUGCAAACCUGGAUUCUUCGGUGCCCACUGCAACUCCCGCUGCCCGGGCCAGUACUGGGGCCCCGACUGCCGUGAGACUUGUGCCUGCCAUCCACAUGGCCAGUGCGAGCCGGCCACCGGAGCGUGCCACUGCCAAGCUGGCCGCUGGGGCAAGCGCUGCGAGUUCGCCUGCUCCUGUGGCUCCCGUGGGCAUUGCAACCCCGAGACGGGCGCGUGCCGCUGCGAUCCCGGCUGGUGGUCGCCCACGUGCCUCCGCCCGUGCCAGUGCAACCUGAUGGUGUCGCGCUGUGACCCGGCCACGGGCGCCUGCCUGUGCGAUCCGGGCUGGUGGGGCCGCCGCUGCAGCUUCGAAUGCACCUGCAAUGGCUCGCCGUGCUCUCAGGAGAGUGGUCGCUGCGCCUGCCGGCCGGGCUGGUGGGGCUCCAGGUGCCAGAAUCCUUGCGAGUGUGUGCGCGGCCACUGCAGCGCCGCCUCCGGCCAGUGCACCUGUCCGCCCGGCUUCCGCGGCGCGCGCUGCGAGCUGCCCUGCCCAGCGGGCCGCUACGGGGACCAGUGUCGGGACAGCUGUGGCCACUGCAAGCAGAAUGAGCCGUGCUCUGCAGACACAGGCAGCUGUCAGUCCUGUGAGCCCGGCUGGAAUGGGACUCUGUGCCAACACCCCUGCCCAUCUGGCACCUUUGGCGAGAGCUGUGGACAGCAGUGCCCCCAUUGCCGGUUUGGGGGAGCCUGUCAGCCAGACACCGGGCACUGUCAGCACUGUGACCCUGGCUGGCUGGGGCUCAGGUGUGAAGACCCUUGCCCGAUUGGCACCUAUGGGGAAGACUGUGGCUCUACCUGCCCCACCUGUGUUCAGGGGGCUUGUGAUGCUGUGACUGGGGAAUGUAUCUGCAACGCUGGCUAUUGGGGGCCCAGCUGCAACAUUUCAUGCCCAUCUGGCUUCCAUGGAAACAAUUGCUCUGUUCCCUGUGAGUGCCCAGAGGGAUCCUGCCAUCCUGUCUCUGGGGCCUGCCAACUGGGGUCUCGAGGUCAGGAGGCAGCCCUCAUUGCGGGCAUCCUUGUGCCUCUGCUACUGCUUCUCUUGGGGAUCGUCUGCUGUGUCUGCUGCUGCUGGGCUGCCCGACUGGACCCCAAGGACAGAUCAGUGAGAGAUGGAGCUGCUGUGUCCAGGAUGAAAAUACAGGUCUGGGGGGCACUGACCAGCCUGGGGUCUGUGCUCCCCUGUGGUUCCCUCAGCAGCCACAAGCUUCCCUGGGUGACAGUCUCCCACCACGACCCGGAGGUCCCCUUCAACCACAGCUUCAUCGAGCCUCCCUCUGCUGGCUGGGCCUCAGAUGACUCCUUCUCUUCUGAUUCUGAGUCUGGAGUGGAUGACGAAGGUCCUGCCUAUUGCGUCCCACCCCAAGAAGGGAUGGUCCCUGUGGCCCAAGAAGAGUUGCCAGAGGCCAAUCUAGCUGGAGGCCCCUUCCCUCCCCCUGAGGAUGCCUCUACACCUUUCGCCAUCCCACGCACUUCCAGUCUAGCCAGGGCCAAGCGACCAUCGGUCUCCUUCGCCGAAGGCACCAAGUUUGCACCACAGAAUCACCAGAGCUCAGGGGAGCUCUCCAGCCCACUUCGAAAGCCCAAGAGAUUGCCCCGGGGGGCACAGCCAGGUCCUCAUGGCCCGGAGACUGAGGACUGUGCUGGCUCAGAGCAAGCAGAAAUGAAUGAUGCCCCUCCUGGUGCUGCCAGCCCUAAAGACUCUGCUGUCAGCCGCCGCCGGCUCCCACUUGGAGGCCGGACAGUGGCUGAGCGUGUGGAAGCCAUUGAGGGCAGUGUCCAGGAGAGCUCAGACUCUGUGACCACGAUCUACAUGCUGGCAGGGACUCCCCGGGGAUCUGAAGGCCCUGUCAGGUCUGUUCUUCGGAGAUUUGGUAGUUUCCAGAAAGGCCAGGCAGAGCCCAAAGUCAAGAGUGCCAUCCCUAAGCCUCCACGCAGGGCACUGAGUCGGAACAAGGGCAGCCCGGGGCUGGCCUCCAGCUCUGCCAAUCAGAGUCCUGGUUCAGCCCCCCCACAUGAAGAGGUCACUGGAGCCUCAGAGUCUGCAGAAGCCAGACCAGAGGAAGUGACCAGGGGUCUGGGGGGUAGCAUCAAGGGCUCAGGGAGCGCCCAGGAGCCAGCCCCCACCAGUAGCCUGCUAGGACAGGACCCUCAGAAGCCUGCUGAAGGGGAAGGGCAGGAGGAACCUCAAUAUGAGAAUGUUACACCUAUGUUUGGGCCCCCAGAGCCCUGAGGACCUUGACACUGGGGAAUAGUAAGACUAUGGAUGGGGGUACAUCUGAAUUAGCCCUGGAUCAGAUUGUGUUUUGAGCUGGAAAACAAUCGCAGGGCCAGGACAGAUAUACCAAAGAUCCUGCCCUUCUACAGGGAACAGUCAGGGUUGGAUGCCAGUUGGCUCUGGGUCCUGGCAGUGCUCUGGGAAUGUUCUGGAAAGCCCGGCAGAGACCCUGCAGGAUGGGGUCAGGAAGGGGAAAGAGAUGACUACAGGAACUUUUUUUUCUAUUACUUUGGACCCUGUUUACCCCAAAAAGCAGUUUCCCCCUUCUUCAUUUGCAAAAUAUUUUUCUAAAAUGGGAAAAAACCUAAAUGUUUGCUGGUUAAAGAUAGGUUAAAUAAAUAUUUCUUACGUAGAUUCCUAAACAACCCUGAAAAAUCAUGUUGUGUGUGCAAAA
Messenger RNA from Condylura cristata (star-nosed mole), 2959 nucleotides. It is a transcript of the gene SCARF1, whose product is annotated as scavenger receptor class F, member 1. NCBI's taxonomy places the organism in Eukaryota, Metazoa, Chordata, Mammalia, Eulipotyphla, Talpidae. The transcript is spliced from 11 exons. The coding region runs from base 28 to 2520 and encodes 830 amino acids. Gene Ontology annotation, molecular function: scavenger receptor activity. The record is from RefSeq and is a predicted model, not a curated record.